UGUCUAUAUCAGACAGCAUCCCACCUCAUAGAUGACUAUGCCCCAUUUUGGUUCAAGUUCACUCUUCGUGUUAUUUUACUUAUUUUUAGGUGCUACGCUCUGUAUUAUGCUAUCAACAUAUUCUAAGUCGAAAAAUCAAGGUGUAUUUAGUACCUAUUUAAAUUACGCGAAUAGAUUUCCUUUGUGCUCCUAAUAAUCACGUGUAGUUUGGCUCGUUAUGAGGUCAAUAACUGCUGAAUUCCUCGAUACUGGGACAUUAUUAGCAAGUGAGAAAAGUGACUGUUAAUACAUAAAAUCUUUGAUGGCUUUUGACGUUUACCUAUGCAGAUUUACAAGGGAUACAUUCGAAGGACAUAGUUAAUAUACCUAUGCAUAUUUUGCAUAGUUUUGUAAAGGUGCAAUUCGCAUGUGCAACUGCAUAAUAAACCAGGCAUAGGGCGCAGGGCAAGAGCACUGGAAGGGGUAACGCGGGGUGUAGUGCGGGCGGGGCUCGUCCGGCAGUCAGCUGUGCGAGUGUCAUGUUGUCGCGAUGCGCCGCGCCGUGGGAAAUGGCCUAAACCGUGUCCUCAUUAAAUCCCCAAGAAAUUUGACGCUUUUUAUGUCCAUUGCUCAAAAUAUUUUGAACAAAAACAUCUGAACUGUAGUGAUUAGAGUAUUUAAUCAGCACGCCGUGGCGGUCAUGGCUACGCUCAUCCAGGAAAAUGGUAUUAAAGAGUUGAGCAAGGGCACCCAGGGGGUGGUGCCUAUCCAUGGCAUAUCCGCACACAGCGUCCCAAGUCACAUGGUACCCGACCAUGAGUACUGCGAAACGAGCACCACAGGGUCGGCAUCGCAACCCUGCCAGGACACCGCAGAGCCCACUUCAACGGCCGGCGCUCCCGAAGAUGAGGAAGAAACCCCGGAAAUAGAUAUCAUGAUAAACAAUGUCGUGUGUAGUUUUAGUGUUAAGUGCCACCUGAACUUGAGACAGAUAGCUUUGAAUGGUGUUAACGUGGAGUUUCGGCGCGAGAAUGGCAUGGUGACUAUGAAGUUGCGUCGGCCAUACACUACGGCGUCGAUCUGGUCCUCGGGCCGCGUCACGUGCACGGGGGCUACCAGCGAGGACCAAGCCAAGAUCGCUGCAAGGCGGUAUGCACGCGCGUUGCAGAAGUUAGGCUUUCAAGUCCGCUUCCAGAAUUUCCGCGUAGUCAAUGUACUAGGAACAUGUCGAAUGCCUUUUGGUAUUCGCAUAAUAGCCUUCUCCAAUAAAUAUAAAGAAGCAGACUAUGAACCAGAGUUACAUCCAGGUGUAACAUAUAAACUAUAUAAUCCUAAAGCCACACUAAAGAUAUUUUCAACUGGCGGCGUUACAAUAACAGCUCGCAGCGUGAGCGACGUGCAGUCCGCCGUGGAGCGCAUUUUCCCACUAGUGUACGAGUUCCGCAAAACGCGCACGGCGGCCGACGAGGAGCUCCUGCGGCAGAAGCGCGCCGCCCGGGCUCCGGCGCCGCCGCCCGCGCCCCGCGCGCCGCCCCGGGCGCCCGGCGCGGACCCCAUGCACCUGGUCACGCUCUCCGACGACGACAACGACUCCUGGGAGUGAACCCCCGCUUCCCCCCACCCCAGUGACUCUCUUGACGCGAAACGAACAUAGCAAUAACUAUCGGUUGCUUGUGCAAUCGCGCGUGUGUCAACGAGCUGUUCGGUUCAUGCCAAAGAUAUUUAUUAGGGAGGUGCUUCGCGCUCGUUUCGGUAUCUCGAUUCGCCGACGAAUCUGUUCUCGUGAUGCUCCUGUGACCUCUUAAGUAUGUAGGUGAUGUUUACGUGUAAACCAAAUUUGUCAUGAAACUACUACAUUGAGAAUAAAUCUCAAUAACGAUACUCAGUCUCGUUUUUCAUUUGCUGUUAUGAUUGAGGAAUUUGUAGUGAUAAUAGUGUUCAAUAAGAUUGUUCUAAGAGAUGACUGAAUGAUUAGUUAGAUGUUAGUAAUUGUAAAUAUGAAAAGCUUGGACAUUAUACGUUUCAAUAAAAACACUUUUGUUUUA
Molecule: messenger RNA, 2024 nt
Organism: Amyelois transitella
Lineage: Eukaryota; Metazoa; Arthropoda; Insecta; Lepidoptera; Pyralidae
Gene: Trf2
Product: TATA box-binding protein-like 1
Exons: 4
Coding region: 680-1582 (300 amino acids)
Biological process (GO): DNA-templated transcription initiation
Molecular function (GO): general transcription initiation factor activity; DNA binding
Source: RefSeq, a predicted model, not a curated record